UAGUAAACUUCUGCAAUGGAACUCGAAUUGACCCGUGUCGAUUAUACCAACGUUGGAUUAACGGGUCCAAACUGCUUACAGCUCUUACCCCCCACAACCAGCGUGCCAUCCAGCGGUUCCAACAGCGGAUACAAGCAACAGCAAAAGGUGGCGAUUGGCGAUCAGGAUGGCGUGCUUCAGGUGUUUUCCAUGAAGAAGGACGAACUGCAGGUCCACUUCAAGACGCUACCGAACGAAAAGAUUGCCUCGGUCAAGCUGGGUGGCCAGUCCGGUUCGGUGGCGGACAAAAUAUUUACCGCCUCCGAAAACAAGGUGCGUGGUUUCAACAAGAAGGGCAAACUGUUUCUUGCGUUCGAGACGAGCCUGACGGAAACGAUACGCUCGAUGUGCGUUAGCGGGAGUGAUCUGCUGGUUUGCGGGAACCACGUGUAUAAUCAUUACCGUGACUGUAAAGAGGUCGGCUCUUACCUCUGCGGGGAUGUCAUCGUGGACGUGGCGGCCCUCUGCCCGAACAACACAAGCCGCUUGAUUACAGUGCUGGCCUGCUCCGGGCGGGUGUUGCGCAUUCUCGAACAUGCACGGGUACGGCAAACGCUAGAGCUGGAAAGCGUUCCGACGGUGCUGUACGUACCGAAGGGGAUUGGAGAUAGAAUUCUGUGCGGUUUCACGGACGGAAGCGUUAUACUGUUUCACCUGAAUGUACUCUCCACGGAGAUCAAGCGAGAGGUGCUGGUCGCUGAUCGUGAGGGAGAUGGAGUACUAAGUGCGGUCACCUGUAUCGCUACGUACGAUCUGUCGGGCGACGGCAAGGAAGAGUUGAUCGUGGGACGGCGCGAUGGAACGCUGCAGGUAUUUGCGAUGAACUCGGACGAAUAUCAGUUCGAGAUGGAAUGUACGCAAAUUUACCGCGACAACUUUAACGAAAGCAUAUCGGCCCUGCAGGGUGGAUGUGUGGGAGCGACAAACUACACGGAGGUAAUCGUUUGUACCUACUCGGGCCGCAUAUUUGGUCUGACGACGCAAUGUAUCAGCAAAAGCCUUGGUGAUGAUGGCACACGGUCGGAAAAGAUUGCGAGUACGCCGAUCGAUUCUUCGGUGAAGCUGCAACGUAUAAGGGCGGAGAUAUAUGAGCUAGAGCAAACGAUCGCAAAGGAAAGGGAACGGUAUCAACUUUCCACGCAGGCUCUAUCGUCGGGCCUUUCGGCAAUACCUAUGCUGCCGAUAAACGACUCAUUCGUCCUGUCGAAAGACGACGCUACGUUUCUUCUCUCACUGGAAAUACCCACCCCGAUCGAGCACGUUCUGCUGCAGUGCGAUGCACCGAUCACUCUGCUGGACGUGGAAAGAAAUACGGCGGUCGUUAGCUUCAGUGAGUGUGAUAAGCUCAGUGGAAACAGUUUGCUGGCGAGCUAUCGGUGCCAGCUGAACACGAACCGUAUCGAUUUAAAGUUCCGCACCAUCGAGGGCCAAACGGGAACGCUGCAGGUGUACAUCACACCGAAUCUGCAGCCUAAAUGUUGUCAGCUUAAGCGUUACCAGAUCAAACCACUGUCGCUACACAUGAUCGUGCAUAAUGCGACGGACGAAACGCUUGCCCGGCCGAUGAAUGCGCUGACGCUGAAAGGCCCCUUCAGUCAGGCGGAAAUGCACAACUGGAUGAUAAACAGUAUCCCCGAGCUGCCGGAAAAGCUCUAUGAAAGUGGGAAGGUGCAGUACACGUUCAGGCACGUCUUCAUCGGCACGAUUUUGAUCUGCGAGUAUGGAAAGGGAGAAGCGACUUUUCGAAGCGAUAACAUUUCGACCAUAUCGAUACUGAAGGACUUCAUCACCAAGGAAGCGACAAAGAAGCGUAUCAAGCUGGAAAUUUCGACGUCUAUUAACGAAUCUACAAUUCCCUCCCUGAUUAAGCUUAUAGAGCCCAUGAUCUUACACUACAACAAACUCACCAAGGAUUAUCAGCUCGCCCAAGCGUUGCUAGAUUUGGACAUCCGGGAUGACGAGGAGUUUAACACGCUGUCCGAAGAGUAUCGUUCGCUCAUCCGCAACCAGCAAUCGAUCGGCACGGAGUUUCGAAAGCAACCGACGAUUCUGAAUCGCAUCUACGGGAUUCUCACCGAUCUGUACAUUGACAAGUUCAAGUUUAAGGGUGUGAACGUGAAAACGAAGCUACCGCAGUUGAUUGAAUUGCUCGAAAACUAUUCGUACGACGAGCUGGUACAGUUUUACAGCGUGAUUAAAACAGGGGACGAAGAUGUUGGUGACGUAUAAGUGGUCAU
Molecule: messenger RNA, 2276 nt
Organism: Anopheles moucheti
Lineage: Eukaryota; Metazoa; Arthropoda; Insecta; Diptera; Culicidae
Product: Bardet-Biedl syndrome 7 protein-like
Exons: 2
Coding region: 16-2268 (750 amino acids)
Biological process (GO): non-motile cilium assembly; intracellular transport; intracellular protein localization
Cellular component (GO): membrane; neuron projection; ciliary basal body
Molecular function (GO): protein binding
Source: RefSeq, a predicted model, not a curated record